Molecule: messenger RNA, 282 nt
Organism: Penicillium verrucosum
Lineage: Eukaryota; Fungi; Ascomycota; Eurotiomycetes; Eurotiales; Aspergillaceae
Exons: 1
Coding region: 1-282 (93 amino acids)
Source: RefSeq, a predicted model, not a curated record
AUGCCCCCCAACCUUUUGACUAGAGCCUACAUUGAUCGCCUCCGCCGGAAUCCUAGUAACGUGCCAAUACUCCUCCAACAGCCACCCCUCCAACAGCCGUCCAAUAUGCAGCAGCCAUAUUCGUGCGCUGAAGUGGAUGUGACUAAAACCACAGUCGAUGGUGCCCCAAUGACAAUACCAUAUUGUGCUCUAUUCGACGUUCCUAUCCGACCCCCUAACAUGCAAGAUGUUGUGCUUGAUGCACAAGUCUGCCGUUUCAUCACUGCGCUCAAUUUCUCUUGA